Molecule: messenger RNA, 579 nt
Organism: Effrenium voratum
Lineage: Eukaryota; Dinophyceae; Suessiales; Symbiodiniaceae
Source: the annotation of a GenBank genome assembly
AUGACGCGGCGUGCUGGCUUGAGGAGCGCGAGAUGGUUGCUGCUACUCGCCUGUGUGCCUGCCUUUGUGGGCAGCUUCCAUUUUAGCGCUCGCACCGGCGUUGCCCGGCGUGCGAAGGAUGAUGACCGGGUGAAUUACAUGGAGUCCCCCCUGGGGCAAUUUCUGGGCUCCAUAGCCAAGGCCAUGUCAGAUUCCCCGCUGAAUGACGCCAAGAUCUGGUUUGCCCAGACACAGGCCGGGGAGUAUGAUGAGGCGGCGGCCCGUGGCAAGCUUGAGGACUAUAUCAAGAACAACAAGGUCUUGAUGUUCUCCUUCACCAAGUGUCCCUUUUGCAUCAAAGCCAAGAGGGAGCUGACCGACAUGGGGGUGCCUUUCACAGCCCUUGACCUGGACCAGAUGGACCAGGAGGGCAAGGAGCUGAGGGCAGAGCUGGCGAAGAAGACCAAGCGCACCUCAAUGCCCAACAUCUUCAUCGCGGGCCAGGGUAUCGGAGGUUGCAAUGACGGCCCGGGGCUUUUGACGCUGAAGAAGGAGGGCAAGCUGGAGCCGAUGCUGCGUGACGCUGGGGCGCUGGCGUAG